Molecule: messenger RNA, 1636 nt
Organism: Coccinella septempunctata (seven-spotted ladybird)
Lineage: Eukaryota; Metazoa; Arthropoda; Insecta; Coleoptera; Coccinellidae
Product: tubulin alpha-1 chain
Exons: 2
Coding region: 152-1504 (450 amino acids)
Biological process (GO): microtubule cytoskeleton organization; mitotic cell cycle
Cellular component (GO): cytoplasm; microtubule
Molecular function (GO): structural constituent of cytoskeleton; GTP binding
Source: RefSeq, a predicted model, not a curated record
GGCGUCGGUUGGUGACGUCAAAAAAACUAUAUAUAGCAACCGCGAAUUGAGAAUCGACAAUUCGUUUGGUAAGCUGCAUUACUAGCUCAUCUGAACGGACAAGCUAUUAAGUUCAAUUUUGUGUGUGUGAUAAACCUGAUACAAAACCAAAAUGCGUGAAUGUAUCUCAGUCCACGUUGGCCAAGCCGGUGUCCAGAUUGGUAAUGCCUGCUGGGAAUUGUACUGCCUGGAACAUGGCAUCCAACCUGACGGUCAAAUGCCAUCAGACAAGACUGUCGGAGGAGGUGACGACUCAUUCAACACCUUCUUCAGCGAGACUGGAGCCGGCAAACACGUACCCAGGGCCGUGUUCGUAGACUUGGAACCAACAGUCGUCGACGAGGUCAGGACCGGAACUUACAGACAACUCUUCCACCCUGAACAACUCAUCACCGGUAAGGAAGACGCCGCCAACAACUACGCCCGUGGUCAUUAUACCAUCGGUAAAGAGAUCGUCGACUUGGUAUUGGACCGUAUCCGUAAAUUGGCCGACCAAUGUACUGGACUGCAAGGUUUCCUGAUCUUCCACUCCUUCGGCGGUGGUACCGGAUCCGGAUUUACAUCCUUGUUGAUGGAAAGGUUGUCCGUCGACUAUGGAAAGAAAUCGAAAUUGGAAUUCGCCAUCUACCCCGCACCCCAAGUAUCUACCGCCGUCGUGGAACCCUACAACUCCAUCCUGACCACCCACACCACCCUUGAACACUCAGACUGCGCCUUCAUGGUAGACAACGAGGCCAUCUACGAUAUCUGCAGACGUAACUUGGACAUCGAACGUCCUACAUACACCAACUUGAACAGGCUGAUCGGGCAGAUCGUGUCGUCCAUCACCGCUUCAUUGAGGUUCGAUGGUGCCCUCAACGUCGAUCUAACAGAAUUCCAGACUAACUUGGUGCCGUACCCACGUAUCCAUUUCCCUCUGGUAACUUACGCUCCUGUCAUUUCUGCAGAAAAGGCUUACCACGAACAGCUGUCCGUUGCUGAAAUCACCAAUGCCUGUUUCGAGCCAGCUAACCAGAUGGUGAAAUGCGACCCACGUCACGGCAAAUACAUGGCCUGCUGUAUGUUGUACCGAGGUGACGUCGUGCCGAAAGACGUGAAUGCAGCCAUCGCCACCAUCAAGACCAAACGUACCAUUCAGUUCGUAGAUUGGUGUCCAACUGGUUUCAAGGUGGGCAUCAACUACCAGCCCCCGACUGUUGUGCCGGGAGGAGACCUCGCCAAGGUACAGAGGGCGGUGUGCAUGUUGUCAAACACCACCGCCAUCGCUGAAGCCUGGGCCAGACUCGACCACAAGUUCGAUCUCAUGUACGCCAAGCGUGCCUUCGUCCAUUGGUACGUAGGUGAGGGUAUGGAAGAAGGUGAGUUCUCGGAGGCCCGUGAGGAUUUGGCUGCUCUAGAGAAGGAUUACGAAGAGGUCGGUAUGGAUUCCGGAGAGGGUGAAGGAGAAGGAGCCGAAGAAUACUAAGAUGUGUGAUAGCACCAAAACGACUGUUUUUUAAAUGAUGCAAAUUUACGUUUUUUACAUUAUUUAUUUGAUUCCUCCGGAUACAUUUGUUUAAAAGUCUGGUUGUUUUUGAUUACAUUUUAUACAUCAGCA